Phyllopteryx taeniolatus (common seadragon) is the source of this 2625-nucleotide messenger RNA. It is a transcript of the gene dglucy, whose product is annotated as D-glutamate cyclase. Bases 189 to 2192 code for a protein of 667 amino acids. Lineage: Eukaryota; Metazoa; Chordata; Actinopteri; Syngnathiformes; Syngnathidae. The record is from RefSeq and is a predicted model, not a curated record. Gene Ontology annotation, molecular function: D-glutamate cyclase activity. Gene Ontology annotation, biological process: glutamate metabolic process. The transcript is spliced from 17 exons.
GUUUUCUAUACAUGUCUAUGACUUGUCUUACCCUCGCUCCUCUGUUCGAUUUUAAAUAUGUCCCAUAUAUAAAGCUUGCCAGAGGUACGAAGAAACGUAGCGAAUUGAAUUUGUAACGCAAAUGAGUAGUCGGGACGAGGGGAAUCAUUGUACUCUUCUGAAAGGGAAACUAUCAGGGCAAGUAAACCAUGCUGACUGCUGCCAAAGGCACAAGGCUUUCCUUAAGACUCUUCAGAAGUAUCUGUGACAGAGUGUCGGAUCAUUUACAUUUGUUGGGUCCUGCGGAAUUAAGGUUGCUCAUUAGAAAUGAGGAUUCCAGAAUAACCACCACAUCUGGAUUAGCCAAUGGAUACCAGCAGGCAAAUGUUGUCAUCUUGCCCAAACAUCUGGCCAAUGAUUUUGAAGUGUUUUGUCGCAGCAAUCCUGCACCUUUGCCACUCCUCUACUGCAGCCAACCGGGAGAGACCUCAUGCCCACUUCUGGCAAAAGAUGCUGACAUCAGAACAGACAUCUCACAGUACCGAGUGUAUCAGGAUGGUGUUCUCGUAAAAAGUGUCUCCAGCCUGCAGAACUACAGUGAUUCACUCAGGACUAUAUCGCAGAAGCAGUCUGUGCCUUCUGACGAGUGGUCAGACAUGGUUUGUUUCUAUCUGGGCUGCAGCUUUGGUUUUGAGGGCAGCCUGAAGAAAGCUGGAGUUGUUGUCAGGAAUGUGGAGCAAGGCAGAAAUGUCAGCAUGUACAAGACUGCUGUUCCCUGUAUUCGAGCUGGUGUUUUCAGUUGCCCUCUUGUGGUGUCGAUGCGUCCGGUUCCAUCUACCAUGCUGGAUGCAGCAGUCCAGGUCACUCACCUUAACCCACAAGCACAUGGAGCCCCAGUGCACAUAGGGGAUGCAGCUUUCCUUGGCAUACAGGACCUGUCCAGACCAGACUAUGGGGAUCAAGUUGAGCUGCAGUCUGGGGAUGUUCCAGUCUUUUGGGCCUGUGGAGUAACUGCCAUAGAGGCAAUCGUCAGCAGCAAGCCAUCUUUGGCAUUCAGUCACUCACCAGGCUGCAUGUUCUUGACUGAUGUGCAAGACUCCUCCCUCGUCUUUCAUACCCCUGACAGCAAGAAAUCUCAAGCCACAAGCGUCACUCCGGAGCUGACCCCCCUCUGCUUCCAGAUAUCCCAAAAUCCGUUGUUAUACAGUCUGGCAUCACAGAGGGCUGUUGCAAAGAUCAGGCAGCUGGAUGCAAUCAUAGGAGAAGAUCCAGGUCUACGGGGGAUCAAAGCAUUGUUUAUUCAAGAUGAACUUCUACGCUCGUGCCUCGCACUCUCUCACUCGUCAUCUGUUGCCAUAACGACAGGUUUCCCCACACACUACAUGCACAGCCCUCCUGAUGAGACUGAUGGCCCACCCGGAGCUAUUGCCAUGGCAACCAUGAUGCUUGCCCUUGGCAAGCAAGUUACAAUGAUAACAGACAGGAGAGCCUUGUUAAUGAACCAGGCCAUCAUUGAUGAAGCUGUGAGGACAGGUGUCCUGAAAUCAACAAUUCCACUGGUCAUCUUCGAAGAAAGUGUUCCAAACUCUGCACUUCACUUUUUGUGUCACCAUGGAGACCCGACUAAGCCAAGGUAUGACCACUUAGUGGCAAUAGAGCGUAGUGGACGAGCUGAGGAUGGAAACUACUACAACAUGAGGGGAGUAAACAUCAAACAUCUGGUAGAUCCAAUUGACGACCUAUUUCUUGCUGCAAAGAACAUUCCAGGAAUUACCACUACAGGCAUUGGUGAUGGUGGAAAUGAGUUGGGGAUGGGUAAAGUGAAGGAGAAAGUCAAGAAAUUGAUGCCAAAGGGGGAUCUGAUAGCAUGUGACGUGCCUGCUGACUACGCCAUCACUGCAGGGGUUUCUAACUGGGGAGGGUACGCUGUAGCCUGUGGCCUCUACCUGCUCAACACCUGCCCCGCCCACCAGCGAUACCGAAAGAAAGGCCUGGGGGUUGAUCACCAAACCCCCACAGAGCUACAAGACUGGACUGCUAAUCUGCCAUCUGUGGACAAGGAGGAGUCAAUCUUGUCAACUCUCGUGCGUUUUGGCAUUCGAAGUGGGAAAACUGCGCAUCUGGCCAUGGAGGUGGAUGGCUUGACCUUUCAUCCUACACAUUCUGACAUCAUCACCAGACUACUAGAGGUCACUCUUGGUUCAGCCAAAUAGACAACUCAUGCCAACAGUAGAAUGGUGACGUUCAACAGAGUGAAGACCUCCUAAAAUCUGAAGAGUCCGUCUCCUACAUAUAUCUAUUUUAUCUUUAAGAAUCAUGCUUUGUUCACUGAGAAAUUUAAGAAAAUAUUUAGCCUAACUCAUAGCCCUUUAUUUUCUUGGAUCAAAUUGUAAUCAGUAAGUUAGGACGACUGGAAAUGUACUAAAAUGUUUGUGUAUGAUGCGAUUCUGUUUAAUGCAUAAUCUGAUUCAUGAAAGGAUUAACAUACAUUUUAGUUUGGGUAUAUGACAAAUUAAAUAAUUGAAUCUCUUGUUGUACACUGGAUAACAGUAGGAAUAUAUUCUCUGAUGUUUUAUCCCUCCAUAGACACCAAUGUACGACUGCUAGCUGUAAUUUAUUCAACCACAAUAAAUCAUGUUAAAUGAA